AUGUUAUACGUAGCGACCUGCUCACUUGCCAGAGCUUCAGGAGCUGGCUAUACCGCUUGGGGACACUCUACACUCGUCUGCCCUUUUGGAGAAGUCUUAGCGAGGACUGAGCAUGAAGAAGCGAUUAUCUUAGCAGAGAUUGAUUACUCUAUACUUGAGAAACGAAGGUCAAGUCUUCCGUUGAAUAAACAGCCGAUGGGAGAUCUCUACCAGCUUGUAGACUUAGAACGUCCUAGUUCUAAAUGA
Messenger RNA from Eruca vesicaria subsp. sativa (arugula), 246 nucleotides. Lineage: Eukaryota; Viridiplantae; Streptophyta; Magnoliopsida; Brassicales; Brassicaceae. The record is from the annotation of a GenBank genome assembly.